AUGUCAAAAAACUUAAGGCCCGACCAAGAUCAGCAUCGAAAGAAGAAAAAUUUAAGAUGCAUAUCUCAUAGAAUUCUAAAGUCCUUAUGUCUUCCAUAUAAUAAAUUUAAACUACAUCAUGAUCAAAAAUAUCGUCAACGUGAGGAGGAAGUUACAUUACCUGGUCCAGUAUUAACUCAUCAUAUGGUCACAUCAGGGGUCUUAGCAAUGGAUCAAAUUACUCAAGAGCAACUGCAGUUGCAUGACGAAAUUUGGCUUGGGAAAAAUACAACACCAUUUCGUUAG
Molecule: messenger RNA, 285 nt
Organism: Dentiscutata erythropus
Lineage: Eukaryota; Fungi; Glomeromycota; Glomeromycetes; Diversisporales; Gigasporaceae
Source: the annotation of a GenBank genome assembly